GAUAAUUGUCUCCCACGCCCAUUGUUUGGAUUGUGUUCACGGUGUGUAUGAGCAAAAUAAGGUGUUAUAUUUGAGUGUCUUUCCUCGAAAAAGGGAUAUGUUAUUGAUCGAAUAACAGAUUUCAUCAAAAAGUGUGUAUACAUCAUUAUCAAUUACGAUGCCUCGUCGGUGUUGUGUUCCUGGUUGUAAGGGAAACUAUGAUACCACUCUGAAAGCUGAGGAUCCUGUCUCUACAUUUUCAUUCCCAAAAGAACAAGAGCUGUUGGAAAAAUGGAUCAGGGCCAUACCAAGAAAAGACUGGAUUCCUACAAAAAGUAGUGCAGUUUGUGCCAACCAUUUUUGUGACAGUGAUAUUGUGCGGUUCAGUGAAUUUACUUUGCCCAAUGGACAAAUAAAUAAAAUACCUCUGAAAUACCCCAAAUUAAACCAGAACGCUGUUCCAAGUAAGUUUUGCAAUCUCCCAAAAUAUCUAUCGCUUGAAACCAAAGCAAAAAGGACUGACCCCGAAAAAAGAAGAGAAGCCAUUAUCCAAAGACAAGAAGAAGGAAUUGAAAACUUUUUAAAAACUGAUAUCAUAUCUUCUUUCUCUGAUUUGAAGGAGAAUUUUGAAAAACAAUGUAUUUCUAACUGGGAAUAUAAACUACAUGACCACAACUUGUACUUUUACAACUUAACCAUCGGUGAGUGCUUGACAGUGAAUAAUACAAUUAAAAUUGAUGAGUCCCUACAUGUUAAGGUUUUUUUAAGAGGAAAUGAACUGACAGCAAGUGACCUAAAAUGGAUUUUGCCAUGUAAUUUAAAAUUAGAGAGAUGGUCACAGCUAAACAAUUUAUUAUCUCAUUAUAAUUCAACAAAUAAUUUUAAUGAAUCACUUUCAAUAAUGGACCUGCUUAACAGAGCAAUAGAAUUGAUAUCAAAAGCUUAUGUCAAAUGUGAAGAUGAAGCAUUUGCUUAACAAACAUCUUGAAUUAAUCAUUGACCAGUUGAAGCAAAUGGUUUUUAACAAAAAUCGGUAUUGUCCUGCAACAAUUAUCAUGUCAUUUAUAAUAUAUUCCCAGUCUCCAUCUUGCUACAAUGUUAUAAGAGACUUUUUUGUGCUUCCUCAUAAAAGAUACCUCCAAAGUAUCUCAUCAUCUUUACAUGUCUCACCUAGAGAUGAUAUGAAUAACAAAAAUUACUUGCUUAAUAUCUGUAAAGGGCUUUCUGAUAAUGAAAAAAUAGUAGCAUUGAUUAUCGAUGAAAUAUAUGUAUCAAGUAGGAUGGAUUAUAGAUCACAAAGUUUAGUUGGCUCUGCGGAAAAUGAAAAUUCUACUGGUGACUGUGAGUUUGCCAAAACAAUUGUAACAUUUAUGAUAAGUUCAGUCUUUGGUCAAAUGAAUGAAGUUAUAAAACUGUGGCCUGUACAUAAUGUUAAAGGGUUAGAACUAGCAAAAAUGACUAAAGAUGUGAUUGAUUUAGUCCAAGCCUGCAAUUUCGAAAUUAUAUGUAUAAUAACAGAUAACCAUUCAAUAAACAGAAUUAUGUUUAAAAAUCUCUCGCAUAAUGGAUUUUGGUUCUCCAAUCCAAAAAGUUCUGAAAAAAACAUAUUUCUUUUAUUUGAUUUUGUGCAUAUAUUCAAAAAUAUUUGGAAAAAUUGGAUCAACCUUAAAAACCUUCAUAAAACUUUUGUUUGUUAUGAUUUUACAAAUGACGAAUUGAAAUACGCAAAAUUUCAACAUAUUGAAAAUAUUUAUGAGAAAGAAAAGUGUUUAUUGACUAAACAAGCAUACAAAUUGAAUUUUAAAUCUUUGUAUGCUUGCAGACUCGCAUAACUCACAGAAGAAAAGAAAGAUGUGUACCUUUCAUAAAUGAGUUAACCUAUGUAUAUGAAAUAUUAUAUUAUAUUAUAUCUCAUUUAAGCUUAAGUUGUGUAGUUAAAAAUUGUGUUCUAGAUAGUAAUAUGUUGAUGCUCAAGGAAC
Messenger RNA from Acanthoscelides obtectus, 1958 nucleotides. The record is from the annotation of a GenBank genome assembly. NCBI's taxonomy places the organism in Eukaryota, Metazoa, Arthropoda, Insecta, Coleoptera, Chrysomelidae.